CCCUUGAAUCAAAACCCUAAAAUAAAUCGAUCUCCCCCUUUUCUCUCUCGGCCGGCUUCUCUCUCUCUCUCUCUCUCUCUCUCUGAUAUUCAAAGAUGGUGUCAACAACUCAAUUCGAUGAAGAAACCGUGAAGAAAAUCAUUCGACAGGUUGAGUUCUAUUUCAGUGAUAGUAACCUCCCAAGAGAUAAUUUUCUCAGAAACACCAUUACUGAGAGUGAAGAUGGCAUGGUAAGCUUGGCAUUGAUAUGCUCUUUUUCUCGGAUGAGAGGUCAUCUGGGAUUGGGGGAUAUAAAGGCUGAGGAUGUUUCCGAUGAUACAGUCGAAGCUGUUGCUCAGACGUUAAAGACCAAUUCAACUACACUUAAAAUUUCUGAUGAUGGGAAGAAGGUCGGAAGGACUACGGAGCUUCUAAAACCAGAAGAGGCGAUUGAGCAGUUAGAUAGUAGAACAGUUGCUGCAUCACCCUUUGAGUAUGAUAUAAAGCUUGAGGAUGUGGAGUCCUUCUUUGGACAAUCUGCCAAGGUUAAUAGUGUGAGGUUACCUCGUCAUGUUGUGGAUAAGAGGGUCUUAUGUGGGACCGCACUUGUUGAAUUCGCAUCUGAGGAAGAAGCCACACACAUUCUCACACAAAGCUUAGUUUUUAGAGGUGCUGAGCUGGAACUAAAACCCAAGAAAGAGUUUGAUGAGCAGAGAGCAAAGGAGGAAGAAGUUGAGAAUAGCCGGCGUGAUCGUAAAAACGCUUCUCAGGAAGAAGACUACCCAAAAGGCUUACUUGUUGCAUUUAAGUUGAAGAGCGCAUCGUCUGAAGACGACGCCGUGAAGAAACCAGAAUCUGUGGCUGAAGAGAGCGUUGAUGUGAAAGCUAGUGCAGAGAAUGAUGAGAAAAACACAGAAGCUAAAAAAGUGUCAAGUUCUGAAAAUGAAGAAGAAGAUGACAAAAAUGAGAAAAAAACGGAGAUAAAGAAAAUGUCUGCAGACAUGUACAAGGAUGAUAAGGAUGUCGUAUUACGUGAGGAUCUCAAGGGUGUUUUCCAGAAGUUUGGUACGGUUAAGUAUAUUGAUUUCAAGAUGGGUGAGGAAUCAGGAUACAUACGGUUUGAAGACGCGGAGGGAGCACGAAAAGCGCGCACUGCUGCUGUGCUUACUGAGGAAGGUGGUCUGGUUGUGAAAAAUUUUGUUGCUGUUCUAGAUCCAGUGACAGGGGAAGCUGAAAAAGAGUACUGGAAUAUGCUCCGUAGUCAAGAGAAAUCUCGAGGAAAUAAAGGCAAUUGGAGCAGGGGAGGAAAGAACAAUAGAGGUGGGCGGCAAUUCAACGGAAAGCACAAUCGCAACUCCAAAGAUGGAAAUCGACCAAACAAGUUUCAAAAGGUUGCAGCUGCUUGAAUACUCUUAAGCUUGGGUGUAGACCUCUUUUUUGGAUUGUUAACGUUGACUGCAAAACGUAUGGUUUAUUAUGUUUAAGCUACUGCUGGAAUUUCCUGCAACUGCUUGCCUAUUGCUGCUCUUUAUCCCUUGUUUUUUUAACUAUUAUAUUACUCUUCGGAUA
Helianthus annuus (common sunflower) is the source of this 1548-nucleotide messenger RNA. RefSeq names its product la protein 1. The transcript has 10 exons. Gene Ontology annotation, molecular function: mRNA binding. Gene Ontology annotation, biological process: RNA processing. The coding region runs from base 96 to 1385 and encodes 429 amino acids. Gene Ontology annotation, cellular component: nucleus. Lineage: Eukaryota; Viridiplantae; Streptophyta; Magnoliopsida; Asterales; Asteraceae. The record is from RefSeq and is a predicted model, not a curated record.